Messenger RNA from Aspergillus alliaceus, 1226 nucleotides. Its product is annotated as HesA/MoeB/ThiF family protein. The transcript is spliced from 3 exons. Gene Ontology annotation, biological process: tRNA wobble position uridine thiolation; protein urmylation. The record is from RefSeq and is a predicted model, not a curated record. The annotation marks the transcript as partial. Gene Ontology annotation, molecular function: thiosulfate-cyanide sulfurtransferase activity; URM1 activating enzyme activity; nucleotidyltransferase activity. Gene Ontology annotation, cellular component: cytoplasm. Lineage: Eukaryota; Fungi; Ascomycota; Eurotiomycetes; Eurotiales; Aspergillaceae.
GUGGGUAUACGAGCGGAAAUCUCCGAAAAACUCAAAAAGGUACUGCUACCCGAAUAGGUUUAGCCUUAGAUACAUCGUCCCGAUAAGAGCAACUGAGAAUCUUUCUUCACGCGGGGUCAUCUGCCGCCCUUGGUAUCACGAGAACCAAGGCACAUCUGCCUCUACGCGCUACUUUACCCGUUUGAUACGUGCCGGGCUGACAAUGGGAGACAUCGAAAACACCUGUGCCUCCCUGCGCGCCCAAAUCGCCGCCACCGAGGCACACCUAGCGGGGCUGAAACGAGAUCUUGAGAGUGCAGAGCAAGCGGCUGUUAAUGCCCGGGCGCAGGACGCUCCAAACGCUAUCUUUACAGUUGACAGCCAAGGUGGUGAAAAGAGGAGGUGGCCGCUGCUGGACGAGGAAUAUCAACGAUAUGGACGACAGAUGAUCGUACCGCAGGUGGGGUUACAGGGUCAGCUGAAGCUUCGAUCCGCAAGAGUUUUACUUGUUGGAGCUGGUGGUUUGGGAUGUCCGGCCGCGCAGUAUCUCGCCGGAGCUGGAGUAGGCACACUGGGCCUAGUCGAUGGGGAUACGGUGGAGUCUUCGAAUCUUCAUCGGCAGGUGCUGCACCGGAGCAAGAAUGUGGGGAGGUUCAAGGUGGAUAGUGCGAUUGAAUCUCUGCGGGAAUUGAACCCUCACCCUACGUACAUUGCUCACCGAGCGCAUCUGGCACCCCAAGAUGCGGCUGAUAUUUUCAAGGGUUAUGACCUCAUUCUCGACUGUACGGAUAACCCGGCGACGCGUUAUUUGAUCUCGGAUACCGCUGUGCUUCUUGGAAAACCAUUGGUUUCAGCUUCUGCCCUGCGGACGGAAGGUCAACUGAUGGUGUUGAACAACCCUCCGCGACCGGUAGGAGAUAAGACGGGCGGUCCAUGCUAUCGAUGUGUUUUCCCGAGACCACCUCCGGCAAACAGUAUUCUUAGCUGUGCGGAUGGUGGCAUUCUUGGCCCGGUUGUCGGCACAAUGGGUGUUUUGCAGGCUUUGGAGGCGAUUAAGAUUAUGACCGGUGCAGAUGAAGAUAUUAAGACCCCAUCGCUGCAUAUUUUCUCGGCUUAUUCUUCCCCUUUGUUCCGAACCAUCAAGCUGCGUUCGCGCCGGCCAAAUUGUGCCGUAUGUUCUACAGAGGCUAGCGUGACAUUGGAGACCGUCAAGUCAGGGUCUACCGACUAUGCUUUCUUCUGUGGAA